AAAAUGGAGAUUGCUUCAAUGGCGCUGUCCAUGUUGUCACAGACUCUACAAUGGCACAGAUACAAAGAUGAGUCCUCUAUCUAUCUCUGUGGGUGAAAUCAGAUUACCCAAUUUUCACCUAGUGACAGCCAUUGGGGAGUUUAGUUUGGGUAAGGUGUGUAAAGAUUAGCCUAAUAUAACACCUUGGUGUGCCUGGAAUUGAUCAAAUUCUCAUCAAAGAAGCAAGCAGCUCAGUCAUGAGUUGCCCCAUUCCUCUCCUCCUCCUUCUCAUUGGUAUGUAUGGACCAUGUUCAGGCUUCAAGAUAUGUGCCUUCAACAUCCAGAACUUCGAUGCCAUCAAAUCAGCCAACUACAGAGUGAUGCACACUCUGACCAAGGUUGUGUCUCGCUGUGACAUCUGUCUCCUUCAGGAGGUAAAAGACUUACAGGGCAAAGCCACCAAAGCUCUGUUGGGGAGACUCAACAGAUACAGUACUAGAUAUGAUGACCAAUAUCACUAUAAGUAUGUUGCCAGUGGAGGUCUGGGGCGGACACCUGAAGACCAGGAGCAAUAUGUCUAUCUGUACCGGAACGAGACUGUAGAGUUGACAGAUAAGUACCAGUACGCUGACAAAAAGGAAGGGGGUGUGGAUGCUUUCUCCAGAGACCCCUUUGUUGUUAGAUUCCAAGCCAAGGAAACAGUGAUAGGAGACUUUGCUCUGAUCCCACUGCACACUACGGCCUCUGACGCAAUCAAGGAGAUUGACAAGCUUUAUGAUGUCUUUGAGGAAAUAAAAAGGAAGUGGAAUACUGAGAAAGUGAUGUUCCUUGGAGCUUUCAAUGCUGGUUGUGGGCACAUGACAAGGCAGGACAAGGCAAACAUCAGACUGUUCUCAAACCCUGGAUUCUUCUGGUUGAUCGGGGACAAGGUGGACACCACUGUUGGAGACCUCACCAGCUGUGCCUAUGACAGGAUUGUGGUACACGGACAGCCCUUCUUAAAGGCCAUCAAACCUUAUUCAGCUCGGGUCUUCAACAUCGCCAAGGAGUAUAAACUCUCAAAGGAAAUGGUUCUGGAAGUGAGUGACCACUUCCCUGUGGAAGUGGAGCUGAAGACUAAAUCGUCAGGGCAGCUUCAAGCUCAGGUUCAGCCACUCCUCCUAAUCGCGGUCUCUGUCAUAACCUACGUCCUGCACAUCUUACCUUCGACCAGUGUGCUGUGUGGAGGACUGAGGGCCUUCUCUGAAGUAUUUGACUCGCAUCUUGAAUGGAAGGCUACAGCUUCCUGAAACCCCCACUUCUGUCAAUAAUCUUUGCUUUUAAUAACAGAGAAAUAAAUAUUAUACUUUGUAAAUGCAUAGUUGUAAAUAUUUCAAGUUACAUUUUAUAGGUUAAGACAUUCUAUAAUAAUGUAGUUUCAACAUUGUCACUAAAUGUGUUUUAAAAGGUUCCAUGCCUGUACUGUACAUAUUAUUUGAAUAAAACAUGUAUUGA
Oncorhynchus gorbuscha (pink salmon) is the source of this 1473-nucleotide messenger RNA. Its product is annotated as deoxyribonuclease gamma-like. The record is from RefSeq and is a predicted model, not a curated record. Gene Ontology annotation, molecular function: DNA nuclease activity. Gene Ontology annotation, cellular component: nucleus. NCBI's taxonomy places the organism in Eukaryota, Metazoa, Chordata, Actinopteri, Salmoniformes, Salmonidae. The transcript has 10 exons. The coding region runs from base 237 to 1268 and encodes 343 amino acids. Gene Ontology annotation, biological process: DNA catabolic process.